This is a messenger RNA of Sorghum bicolor (sorghum), 1300 nucleotides long. Its product is annotated as extensin-like. The record is from RefSeq and is a predicted model, not a curated record. The coding region runs from base 471 to 1016 and encodes 181 amino acids. The transcript is spliced from 5 exons. NCBI's taxonomy places the organism in Eukaryota, Viridiplantae, Streptophyta, Magnoliopsida, Poales, Poaceae.
GCCCAAAAAGAAGAUUCUAUUGGGGUUCGACCCACUCCUGCCUCCCGUCGUGUGGCGGCGGCGCCCUAGCUUCGCCGCUCCUUGCCUUGAGCCGCGCCGUCGGAACUCCACCUCUCCUUGCCUUGAGUCGCGCCGCUGGAAGCCUGGAACCCGACGUCGAGCUCCGCCGCUCCUUGCCUUGAGCCGCGCCGUCGGAACUCCACCUCUCCUUGCCUUGAGCCGCGCCGCUGGAAGCCUGGAACCCGACAUCGAGCUCCGCCGCUCCUUGCCUUGAGGCCGGUGACAUCGGCCAAGAAGAAGCAUCCCCAGCCCCACGACAUCGGCCGAGAAGCAUCCCCAGUCCGCCACCCUGCAUUUAACGCCCGCAGCAGUUUCAGAUAUCACUCUGAACUUAUUACCAAACAAUCCUUUAUGUAAAAACAUUCUCCUAGCAAUCAGUGCUCUGUUACUUACAGCCGAGCACCACCCAGAUGUACACGCAGAUGGAGGCUAGGAUGGAGGAGCUGGAGGCCAACCAGGCGGCCCAGGACUUGGCCCACAAGGCGCAGCUGGCGGCGGUGGAGGCGGCCCACCAGGCGCACCUGGCGGCACUGACGGAGCACCACCAGCGUCAGAUGGCGGACCUGGCGAGCUUCCUCCGGACCCAGCACCAGCAGGAUCUUCCUCCCUCGCUCUUUGCUCCACCACCAGUCCCAGUGCCUGCUCCUGUUCAGCGUCCGGCUCCGUCGGCGGGUUCGAACCCGACUCCCAGCCCUCCACUGGGUGCCAGCCCUACACAGCAAGGCUGGCCAGGGUACCCGACCUACCCGACCUACCCCACACAGCCGUUCACGUGGGGGCCUCCUCCUCCACAGUCGCAGGGCUACUCCUCGUGGCCGGGGGCGCAGACGCAGCAGGGGCCUAGCGCAGGACUAUGGCGCUACGACGCCGCGCCGUCAGGGUGGACUCAGGCACCACCACAGGCAGGGUGGGGUUCGUGGGGCGAUGGGACCCCUGGGGACGGCGCCACGAGCUAGGAGGACCUGUGGGGGGUACUCGGUGACGAGCAAAGUACCUUUGCCUCCAUCUUCUCGACUAGGACGCAUGUUAGACCCUUUUGCCCUCAUGUUGGACUUGUAGGACUUGUUGGACAUGUAUGUUGGACAUGUAUGCACUUGUUACGCGACGUUAUGUGUAUUUCGGACAUGUAUCGAUGGAUUUGAUGAUGUUCAUGUGUGGAUUCAUGUUGAGCUCGAAUCCGAUGAUGAAAUGCGGUUUAUAUGCUAUAUUGUUAUUAUAAACGUGAUCUGUGGUAUAUAUA